GAAUGCAAUGACUCAGCAGCUACAGGAUGAAUUUGACAGUAGCGUGGAGAAUGCAGAAGCUUGGAUGAAGGCCAUCCAAGAGAGACUGAGGAUCAAUGACAACACCAAGGGACCUCGAUCUGCCCUAGAAGCCAGACUGAGAGAGACUGAGAAAAUACGUGCGCUGGAACCAGAAGGCAGCUUGAAAAUGGACUCGAUUCUUGUGAAGGCAGAUGCUGCUCUUCGCAGCAUCGAUGAGGAUAAGAAGCAUGAGGUACUAUCUAAACUGAAAGACAUUAAAGCCUUGUGGGAAGAGACAGCCAUAUACAUCACUCACUGUCACAGCCGUAUUGAGUGGGUCUGGCUGCACUGGAGUGAGUACCUGAAAGCCCAAGAUGAGUUUUACGCAUGGAUUCACAACAUGAGGGUGACCUUGGAGCCUGACAUUGAGUUGCAGCUUGGCUUAAAGGAGAAGCAGUGGCAGCUGAGCCAUGCUCAGGUUCUGCUGAAUGAUGUCUUAAAUCAGUCAGUCCUGCUGGAAAGGCUGCUAGAGGAAGCUAGCAGGAUAGGUGACCCCAGCGUUGAUGAGGAUGUUCAGAAGAAAAUGAGGGUGGAAUAUGAAGGAAUCAGGGAAGAAGCUCAGAGCAGAGUGAAACUGCUUGAAAAGAUAACCAGGGAACAUGAACAGUACAGCGCUAACGUCAACCAGUUUCAAUCGUGGCUGAAUGCUGUGACAGAAAGAUUAAACUGCUGCAUUGGAGAAGCAACCAAGUCUUCGGCAGAGGACAAGUUAAAGACAUUGAAGGAAAUUGCCAAAAACAUUAGGAGCGGUGGAAAGAAAUGGAAGCACCUUGAAACUCAAUGUGCAGAGGUGAUUCAGAAUACCUCCCCACUCGGAGCUGAGAGAAUGAAGGAUGAACUUGAAGAGCUAAGAAAAGCUUUGGAGAAGUUGAAACUGCUGGGUAGUGAGGAGGAGGAGAGAUUGCUCAAGAUCCAACAGUCAGAAAGUGCCUAUGAGUCCCAAGCCAGACAAUUAGAAGCAGACAUCCAGGAGCUGAGAAAAGAUCUACAAAGACUAGAAAAUGACUUGGACCCUGGGGAAGGGGAAAAGACUGAAGAUGAGUUUGUAACUCUGUGGAGAAAAUGCAAUGCAACGAGAGCAGCUCUGGCUGCAGAAGAAUCCAAGGUUGAGAGGCUGAAGGCUCAGCUUAAGGAACUGCUACGGUUUUCCCAAGAUGUGCAGCCACACGCUGAGAGUGUUGUCUCUGCAAUACAGCAGUAUCAAAGUGUUAGAGGCAAGACAUCUAAAAUGAGCACUGACACAGAAACCCAGCUGAGAAGACUCUUCCAAAAUCCCCUGCAAGAUUUUGAACAGUGGAAGCCAUCGGUCCAGAUGCUCCUGGAGACUCCGGAGCCAGCGCUGGCUCACAUUGAGGCUGCUCUAGCUGAAAGCUCCCAGUUCAAAGAGAAGUUGAUGACAUUACAGCUGAAGAAGGAUUUGCUAAACAAUGUCCUUGGUGAGGAGAAAGCAAAGUCUUUCCUGCAAGAAGUAGCUGAAGCUUCAAAGGAGAGAGAAAUUCUACACAAAGGUCUGCUGCAAAGCAAAAGCAAACUCCAGAAUUUGAUAUCACAACAUAAGGACUUUGAUGCUGGUUUUGCACCUUUGCAGAAGAAAUUAUCUGCCAUCAAAGCCAAAUUAGAUCUAGAGAAGGAACCGCGGCCUGACCUCUUGGGUAAAAAGACACAACUCCAGAGACUCCAGAUGAUCCAAGAUGACUUGGCAGAGCUUGCGAUUCAAAUGGAGGAGGUAGAGAAGCUUGUUCAGUCAAAUACCACACACAGGCAUGAAAUGAACCAACUUUCAGCUGACGCUCAGGCCCUGAAGAGAUCAUUGGAGAGGAUGAUACAGCAGAGUGAAGGGCAUGUUCAGAAGCAUUGGGCAUAUAAUGACAAACUUUCAGACCUCCAGCAGUGGAUCACAGUAACCACGGAGAAGAUUGGCUCCUGCCAGGGUGCUGAUGGAGAGCAGACCACCGAGGGCAGGGUGGAAGACCUUGAGAGAUGGCUAGCUGAGUUUCCAGAUAAGGAGAUCCAGCUACACCUUGUGGAAGCUCAUGGCCAGCUGGUCAUGGAGAAUUCUUCCCCAGAGGAGACUGCCCAUGUCCAGGCAGAGCUGGAUCAGCUGAAGGAGUCAUGGAGAUCACUGAAGGAGAUGGCAACUAGUCUUCUCAAAAAGUGGCAGUUAAAUAGACCAGUGGCUGAUAAGAAGAAAAUAGCAUCUGUGGACAGAAGGUGGAUGUCUGGACCUGCCUUCCAUCUUUUAGACAUAGAUCCCAACCAUAAGCAGGAGAGGAAAGGAGAAGGGCAAAAUAUGAGCAGCCACUUGAAGCUUCUACACAACUUUGAAGAGUGGUUACAAGGAGAAAACACCAAACUGACCAAAAUUCUUGCUGCGACUUCAUCGUCCACAGAGGAAAUUAAGGCACGCCAAAGCAAACUGGAGGAGCUACAGUCUCGUGUGCCUGAUGGUCAGUGUCUCUUUGAGGACCUUCUUCAUCUUCAUCCUGUCGUUGGAAACUCUGAAGAUCUGGAGGACCUGCGUUACCGAUGGAUGCUCUACAAAUCUAAACUGAAAGAGUCCAUAAGCUCAGCGAGUCCUGGAUCUUUGGAAGAACAAGACAGAUUCAGAAAG
This is a messenger RNA of Phaethon lepturus (White-tailed tropicbird), 2671 nucleotides long. RefSeq names its product spectrin repeat containing, nuclear envelope family member 3 (gene SYNE3). The record is from RefSeq and is a predicted model, not a curated record. NCBI's taxonomy places the organism in Eukaryota, Metazoa, Chordata, Aves, Phaethontiformes, Phaethontidae. Gene Ontology annotation, cellular component: meiotic nuclear membrane microtubule tethering complex; nuclear outer membrane; cytoplasm. Gene Ontology annotation, biological process: nuclear migration. Gene Ontology annotation, molecular function: actin filament binding.